UCAACAAGUAUAAAAAAGAAAAUUUUAUGAGAGAAUAUUUAGUUUGUUGAAAUGAUUUGCCCAAAGCAGUAUGCCAAAACUAAUGGUCUGCAACGGAAAAAUGCCGAAGAUACCUCAAAGGAAUAUAUGAAAAGUAUGGUUUGGAAAUCUAAUGAAAUAGUUUUAGACAUAGGAUGUGGACCAGGCGACAUAACCUCAGAUAUUAUUUAUCCUUUAUUAAAGAAUAAAAUCAAUCAGUUGGUUGCUGUUGAUAAAUCAAUAGAAAUGGUAGAAUAUGCUAAAAAAACAUAUGGAUGCUCUAAGAAGAAUUUCAAAGUUCUGGAUAUUGAAAAUGCCAAUGAUUGCUCUUUUUAUUCAAACAAAUUUACCAAAAUAUUUUCAUUUUUUUGCCUUCACUGGGUUCAUAAUAAAGUUGAUUCGUUGCGUAAUAUGAAUUUAAUGUUGAAAAGUGAUGGAGAAGUCUUGUUAAACUACUUGUUCAUUAAUCCAAUAGUUGAAUUGUAUAAACUUAUGGAUGCAGAAUGGAAUAAAUAUAUUAAAGAUGUAAAACAAACUUCGCAUGUUUUAUAUUCACAAGAUGAAUUGAGAGAAAUCAUUAUCAAGGCUGGAUUUCGAAUUAUUAAUUUAGAAUCAAGUGUCAAAAAAUAUACAUAUUCAGACUUACCAUCACUUUUAAAUACACUCAAAGCAGUUGACGAUGUGUAUAAUUUCUUGCCACAAGACUUACAUGACAAAUACGCUGCACAUGUUAAAGAAAAAGUAUGUCAAACACAAAUGGUUGAAAUAUCUCCAAUUACAGGAAGAACAACCUUAAUGUAUAUUCCUAUUACUGUUCAUGCUAUCAAAGAUUAAAAUUUAAAACUGAAUAUUAAACAUCAUACCUUAUAUUA
Messenger RNA from Aphis gossypii (cotton aphid), 890 nucleotides. Its product is annotated as juvenile hormone acid O-methyltransferase-like. NCBI's taxonomy places the organism in Eukaryota, Metazoa, Arthropoda, Insecta, Hemiptera, Aphididae. The transcript is spliced from 4 exons. Bases 52 to 852 code for a protein of 266 amino acids. The record is from RefSeq and is a predicted model, not a curated record.